Messenger RNA from Melanaphis sacchari, 965 nucleotides. RefSeq lists its product as uncharacterized. The transcript is spliced from 2 exons. NCBI's taxonomy places the organism in Eukaryota, Metazoa, Arthropoda, Insecta, Hemiptera, Aphididae. Bases 67 to 807 code for a protein of 246 amino acids. The record is from RefSeq and is a predicted model, not a curated record.
GCUAUUUACUACACAAGAGUACAAGACGUCUGACGUAGAUACCUACAACCAACACAACAUCAAAAAAUGGAAAAGGUUUAUACAGAAUUAAGUGAAAUGAUUGUGUUGCGAGAUCCUCCACAGACUCCAAGUAAUUCAAAUUUAACCACAGUUGAAUAUACACAUUGGUCUAGAAAUGUGACACUCAGACUGAUUGGUGAAUAUGGUAAAAACUACAAAGACGUAGGAAGUAGAAUUCGGAGUUACAAAAUUUUGUAUGAAAUGAUUGCUGAGAUUUUAAACACUGAAUUUCAACUAAAAUUAACUGGGUCACAAGUAAAUAAUAAAUUUCAAACAUUAAUAAGAUCUUAUAAAGCUGUUGUUGAUAACAAUAAAAAAACCGGAAGAGGGAGGAAAUAUUUUGAAUUUGAAGAGCAGAUGGAUAAUAUAUUUCAAAAAUCCAAAAGAAUAAACCCUGAAAUUUUGAUGACAGAGACUGAGGUUAUCAAAAAUACUCCUAGAGCCUGCAAUGACACACCAACACUGCAAAAAAGUGUACAUGAAGCGAUUGAUGAACCAGAUUUAUUUAUAAAUAAAGCUUCUGGGUCUGUUGAAGAUGAGAGGAAAACAGCAGUUAAAAAGACAACAAUAAAUUUGAAGAGAAAAGGAACCAGAACUGAUGUACUCGAAGGUAUAAGAAGCGACAAACAAAAAUUUUAUGAAAAUUAUAUUCAAAUUCAAUAUUCAAAAAUUGCUGAGCAAAAAAGGAAGAACGAUCUACUUGAGGAAAAAAAUAAGCUGCUCAAGGAGUACUUACUUAAUAAAUAAUAGUAGAAAAAUCAAACAUUUAUUUAACAGGGAUUAGAAGCUAAAUGUGUUAAGGGUUUUUAUUGUUAUUUUUAAUAUUUUUAUUAUUAUACAGACUGAAUGUUUUUUUUUUAAAUAAUUAUGUAUUAAUAAGUUUGUUUUGUACACAAAGAAAUGUG